Molecule: messenger RNA, 1842 nt
Organism: Camellia sinensis
Lineage: Eukaryota; Viridiplantae; Streptophyta; Magnoliopsida; Ericales; Theaceae
Source: RefSeq, a predicted model, not a curated record
AUGGGUCGCUUGUUUCGGCUACAAACAAUAGAAUUCAGCAACAAUUCGUUUGGCGGUGGAAUACCCAACAACCUUUCUCGCUGCUUAAAACUUGAAUGGCUGAACUUGAUCGACAACAACCUAACCGGAAACAUCCCAGCUGAGUUGGGCACUUUGUCAAGGCUUGGAACUUUAGCCCUGGGUACAAACAAGCUUUCAGGUACCAUCCCUCCUUUCAUUGGAAACCUCUCAUCUCUUUACCAAAUCUCUUUAGCAGAAUGUAAUUUGCAUGGGGAGAUUCCGGAGGAAAUUGCAAGGCUUCGAGGCCUGAGAUAUGUCCGCUUAUUUGUGAAUAACCUUUCUGGCAAGGUUCCAUCUGGCCUUUACAAUAUCUCCACCAUCAUUUGGUUAUCAGUAGCUGAUAACCAACUUGAAGGAAAUAUUCCUCCUGAAAUAGGCUCCACACUCCCCAAUCUUAAGUUUCUUUAUCUUUUCACCAAUUUGUUUACUGGAACACUUCCUACUUCACUGUCAAACGCUUCAAAACUUGAAGAUAUAUACUUCCCUGAAAAUGAUUUCAGCGGGACAAUGGAUGACCUCACUUUUAUUUCAUCUCUAACAAAUUGCACCAUUUUACAAACUAUUGAUGCGGGUAGCAAUCUUUUUAGAGGUUCAUUGCCUGACUCCAUAGCUAAUCUCUCCACAUAUCUUAGUUGGAUAGGUUUGCAGAUUAAUCAAAUACAUGGAAGCAUUCCUUCAGGCAUCGGGAACCUCCUCAACCUCACUUGCUUAUCUAUGGCAGUGAACAAUCUUGCUGGCCCUAUUCCAUCCUCUAUUGGCAGACUUCAUAAUCUGCAUGCUCUAUUCUUAGACAGGAACAAAUUCACAGAACUUCCAUCUUCACUUGGUAAUUUGACUUUGUUGAUUACUCUCAACUUGGGAGAAAAUAACAUCCAUGGGAGCAUACCUCCGAGUCUGGGCACUUGUCAUAGCUUGUUGGAAUUAUACCUUUCUCAAAAUAAUCUCAACGGUCCAAUACCCCCUGAAAUUAUGAAGCUCUCAACCCUUUCAUCAUUCCUCAUGUUAGAUCACAAUGCACUAACCGGUUCUCUUCCAUCAGAAGUCGGGUCUUUGAAAAAUCUCGGAUACAUGGAUGUAUCCCAUAAUAAAUUAUCAGGACCCAUACCAAACACUCUCAGUAGUUGUUUGAGUCUGGAAUGGCUUCACUUGGAAGAUAAUUCAUUUGAGGGUGAGAUACCUCAAAGCUUGAGAACACUAAGGGGUUUAAGAGUGUUGGAUCUUUCGCUAAAUAAUUUGUCGGGGCUUAUCCCAAGUUAUCUAGGUGAGUUUCAACUAGAUAUCUUGAAUUUGUCUUUUAAUAGGCUAGGUGGACAAGUUCCAAUACAAGGAGUGUUUCAAAAUGUGAGUGCGAUUUCAGUUGUAGGAAAUAAUGAUCUUUGUGGAGGAAUUGCUGAAUUAGACCUUCCUCCUUGUCCAUCCUCCAAAUCAAGCAAGAAUAAGUUGUCUCACAAAAUGAUAGUGAUCCCAGUGGUGGUUGGUGUUGUGAUAUUUUUAUGUUUGUUAGUUAGCUUCUUUAUAUUUAUAUUUCUUCAACGACAUCGUGUUUCAAAAAAGAAUGCCUCUUGCACGCCAUCAAUCAUGCAUCGAUUUUUGAGGGUUUCUUAUGCAGAGCUUCUCAAAGCCACCAAUGGAUUCUCAGAGGCUAAUCUAAUUGGUGUUGGGAGCUAUGCUUCAGUUUACAAAGGGAUUCUUGAUAACAUUCAGAUGGUUGUCGCAGUGAAAGUUCUCAAUCUUCAUACCAGAGAGGUUCUAAGAGCUUCAUGUCAGAAUGCAAGGCACUAA